This is a messenger RNA of Effrenium voratum, 1071 nucleotides long. The record is from the annotation of a GenBank genome assembly. NCBI's taxonomy places the organism in Eukaryota, Dinophyceae, Suessiales, Symbiodiniaceae.
AAAUCGCUUACGUUUCGCAUCCGAGCUCCGACGCGCCAUGCGCCGGGACGCAGUUGUGGACAUAGGCUUCGGCUCGGCGCGCCUGGGCUUCGGCGGGGAGGAGCUGCCGCAGGUGCUGGACGCCGGGCUGCCGGGACUCCUGCGUUACGAUCAUGACGCCGUGAACUUUGACCCUUUGGACAUUGAGGCGGUCUUCCGAGAGCUUGAGCAGCUGGGCGGCUUUAGGCGCCCGGUGCUCCUCUCGGCGCCGGCGGAGGGCGGCGCUCUGCGGCGGCACUUGGCGCGGCACAGCUUCGAGACCGCCGAGGCGCCGGAGGUGGCGCUGGUGGCUGCGCCGGUGCUGGCGGCAUUGGGCUGCGGCAAGCUGAACUGUACUGUGGUGGACGUGGGCGCAGGCGUCACCUCAGUGGCGCCCAUCCUGCAGGGACAGCUGCACGACGGCUUGCAACAGCGACCUUUUGCGGGCCACGCCCUGGAUUUGAUGGUCCUAGAGGCUCUGAAGAAGCAGGGUGUCACUCUGCCAGAUGAGCCGCCGGACUGGAGGAAGCGGGGCACGGGCUUUGGCGCUUUACGCCUGGCCCAGGACGUGAAAGAGACGAUCUGCUUCUGCGCCCACGCCCCCUUGGCGACUUUGGAGCCGGCCAAAGCGUACCGCCACAUCUUGCCGGACGGACAGGAGGUCGAGGUGACCUCCUUCUCCCGCGCCAUACCAGAGGUGCUGCUGACGGGCUCCGAAACCCAAAGCUGGCCCGGCCUUCCGCGGAUGGCAUCUGAGGCCAUCCUUUCGAGCGGGGCCGCUGCUUGCCGCGAGGUGCUACUGGUGGGGGGCUCGUCGAGAUUUGUGAACCUCUCUCAGCGGCUUCAACGAGCAUUGGCGGAGUCCUUGGGGCGCAAGGUCAAAGUCACCAGCGCGGAGACUCGCUACGCAUCUUGGCUGGGCGGCUCCAUUGCCUGCCAGCUGCCGCAUCCAAUGGUGAGGCGUUACUCCAAAGCUGAGUACCAAGAGCUGGGCGAGGAUCUCUUCUCGCGCUGACUCUUCGGGGCCGAGCAACCGAAGCGAGCGAUGGGUUC